AGAAACAUGGCCGCCAAGGGACUGGCUGUCGUGGACCACAGCGUGAGCGAAAGAAGACUCAGACCCGUUUAUGAAUGCCUGGACAAUGGGAACAACAAGAAGGCCAUCCAGGAAGCCGAGAAAGUGCUUAAGAAACAGCCUAACUUCCAUUGUGCAAAGGUGCUGAAAGGUUUAGGGCUGUUGCGACUGGGGCGGGAAGAAGAAUGCGAGGCAAUUCUCGAAGAAGUGAAGAAAGACCUCCCAGCGGAGGACACAACUCUUCAGGCCAUGUCCAUUUGCUAUAAGGAAAUGCAUCGAUUUCAGCAAAUCUGUGAGAUAUAUGAGGUGGCAGUGAAGAAGGAUCCAACAAAUGAGGAGUUCCUGUCACAUCUCUUCAUGUCCUAUGUGAGAACUGGGAAUUUCAAGAAACAGCAGCAGGUUGCCAUGAACCUUUACAAGUUGAAGUCUAAAAACCCAUAUUAUUUUUGGGCUGUUAUGAGCAUCGUUAUGCAGGCUUUCAGUAGUGAUGAUAGCAAGUUGGCUCAGACUGUGAGUCUUCCAUUGGCGGAGCGCAUGGUGGAGAAAUUCAUUCAGGAUGGUCGGAUUGAGGCUGAGGCAGAGGUUGAAAUGUAUCUCAUCAUACUUGAACUUCAGGGGAAAUACAAGGAGGCAUUGGAAGUGCUGUGCAGUCCUCUUGCAGACAAGAUCACAUCUCAGUCACAAGUUGUUCGACUCAGGCGACUGGAACUCCUCAAGAAGCUCAACAUGUGGCAAGAUCUCAACUGUUUCUACAAAGUUCUCAUCAAGGAAAAUCCACAUCAAUGGUCCUUUUAUGAAGGAUACUUCAGUUCCUUGUUUCUUGUCAUGGAUAUGGUGAAUGGUAAUGGGAAUGUUGGAGUGAAUGAUGUGAACCACCAUCAAAAUGAGUGUGAGUGGAAUGCCAAUAGUAAUAAUAAUAACAUGAAUGCUGGACUUGGAAGGAUGGGGCCAGCCGCCAUGUUUGAUAGCAAUCCUUCUGAUGCCUUCACUUUCCUUAAUGAUGUCCUUGCAAAAUGCAUCCAAGAAAACAUGCCUAAUUGUCGGGCUCCCUACCUGGCUCGCAUUGAGUUCUACCGUCAACUCAAGGCUCGCAAGGAUUUUGAUGCCCUCGGCCGACUUGGCAAAGAGACCUAUUGUGAAGAUUCUUCUUAUACAGAUUCACCACUUGAUCUGCUCAUCAAUUAUGUGAGGAAUUUUGGAGAUAAGCCAUGUCUCUACAGUGACCUACAGUCAUACGUAGACCUUUUGGACAAGGAAGAUGUUUCUCGCUUCCUGGGGGAAGUCACUUUGUGCUUGGAGCAACAUGAUGCUUCUCUCACCAUCAGGGAUACUUUUCGACACCAGAAUGAGGUGAUGCUGAAGCGUCGACUUGGAAUGUAUGAAGAUUCAUCAGCAGAAGAACUGGAAGAACUCGUUAGGUAUCUCAUCGGAUUCCAGAAGAAGACACAAAAUCUCAACCAAGGUCUCCUGCCCACUGACUUUCGAUGUAAUGACUAUUACAUCCUCCUUGCAUGCCACAUGCUUGUUGAUGCAUGGAAGAAGACAGGAGAUGAACGCCACCUCAUCAGGGUGCUCAUCCUCCUAGAAACUGAAGUCAUGGAUUCCCCUGCCAACUAUCAGUACAAACUUCUCCUAUGUCAGGUCUACAAUCUUCUAGGUGAGUCCUGCACUCAUACCCAGAUCCCUCACUUCCUUCUGAUAUUGAAGAAAAUUUAUGAUACUCUAGGUGCUAUGGAGGGUACUUUAAAGUGGUUUGAAGGAUUGGAUGUGAAGCAUAUCAUGUGGGAUACUGUGAGUCACCUGUUGACACGCCAUGUUGCAGCCCAAGGCCAUUUUUCCUCGGCUGUAUCUGUCUUCUCCUCUGUUCUGAAGUUUUUCACAGCCCAUAAUCAUGAUAGCCUGGAGUAUUUGAUCUCUGCUUACAAGUUUGGGUCAUUCCACAAGAUCCAGGAAUUCAUGCGAUUCCGAGAGCGUGUCCGGGACUCCCACACCUUUGCCUUGGUUGUCUUGGAAAACAUGAUGCUUGACCUCCUCUUAGAAUCUGAGAGCCAUGCAUCCACAGCUCAGGUACUGUAUGAUGAUUUCCUCAUUGUGUUUGUGGAUCAGCUCAUUUAUCUGUGUCAUACAUUGGAGAUGGACCCUGAGGAUGAGAGUGCAUGUGCAGAGGAUCUCUGGGAUAAUCGGGACUUUUCUACAAUGCUCGCUUGGGAUUCAUCUCACAAAGAUGGACAAGAAACAUGGCAGGAAGAUAGCUAUCGCUGGGAAAUGGAUUUGAUCAAGCUUCGAAGCAUCACCCUGAGAUGUGUUCUUGCAGCCUACCAGAUGCUAGAGGAGGGAUCCUCUCAAGUUCAAGUCCCUCGACACCAGAUUCUUCAGCGCCUUGCUGCAUCCUUGAAGACCUUCAUGGAUGGCCUCAAGACUCAGGAUCUCAAUCAAAUGGUACCGGUGUUAAUUGGGGGAUUCCGUCCACGUCUGUGCGUCUUUGCCGAUCGACCUGACCUCAUCCUCUCCAUUGUGGAUGCUAUUGAUUGUGUCCUGUGCAUCCACAAUCACGUCUUUGCUGCUUCCUCGCCUGAUAGUGAAGGGGGUGGAGAGAGGAAUUCCCAGCACUUGCAGCUUGACCCAUGCAGAGACUUGUGCAUGAGGCUUGCAAACAGCAUCACAUGGGUCAAUGACCGUCUUGGGGAUCCACAGUUCCUCGAGUCACUGGUCUUCCGACAACGAGCAGUCGAGGAACUCGUAGACCUCUGUGAGGUUUUGUCAGUUGUGAUUGUGCUCUGUGAUGUUCUCAUUCAUCUGCUAAAACCUUACAAGACUUCCCUAGUAAAGAGAAGCAAGAAACGGAAGAAAGAGCUCUGUCUUCCACCGGUGUUUGGCGAGGUGGAAAGUCAUGUAAAAAAUGUGAAGGUUGAAGUGGAAAGGUUAUUGGAAUGUGUGGGAAAGGUAGAAGGGGAGGUCCUGGCUCGGGAUCUCUCUGAAUUCCUGGCUGAUGUCAGCUUAAUUACAGACAAUCGCAAGCCUUCCGGUGCCACACAGGCCGUCCUCUCCAAAAUCCUCAACAGCUAUGACACCUCCUUCAAAGAAAUCAGGACGGUUCUUCAAAAGAAACUGAAAUAUCUUUCCUCACUCACACUGUGAUGUCAUCUUCAUCAUUUUGCCUCCUCAUUUCUUUUUUUCUUCAGUUUCUUUUCUCAUUUUUUGUAUGUUUUUCGUGGUUGAAUGUUGAAUUUUUUUUACAUCUUUAUCAGUCCUCAUUUGGCUUCCAUCUUAUUGAUCCAUGGUGCCGAACUGAACGAUUGGGCAUUUCCUGAAGUGAGACAUGAAUGAAAGGCCUUGGAUUUGGCCAGAAAUCAUGAGGGAGCAUAAUAAAAGAGAGCUGGCAUUC
This is a messenger RNA of Darwinula stevensoni, 3403 nucleotides long. Lineage: Eukaryota; Metazoa; Arthropoda; Ostracoda; Podocopida; Darwinulidae. The record is from the annotation of a GenBank genome assembly.